Myotis daubentonii (Daubenton's bat) is the source of this 6046-nucleotide messenger RNA. RefSeq names its product fukutin (gene FKTN). NCBI's taxonomy places the organism in Eukaryota, Metazoa, Chordata, Mammalia, Chiroptera, Vespertilionidae. Gene Ontology annotation, cellular component: Golgi membrane. The record is from RefSeq and is a predicted model, not a curated record.
GUCUAAAGAUAAAAGAACAAAAAUUUUUCUCAUGGCCUUUACACUUGCAAAAACUGAAAACAUACAUGGGAUUUUUGUAAAAACUGAUCACAUCCUACCUAGAUGACAAAAAACAACAAAGAACUAUCCUACAGAUGAUGUUCCUUGGCCAAAACUUCCUUGAUUUCUUCUCCCUGUGGCAGUGGUUCUCAGCAUGGUCAGCAGCAGCAGCAGCAGUAUCUAGAACUUGUCAGAAAUGUAAAUUGAGGUCCCACACCAGAUCUACUGAGUCAGAAACGGUGGGGGAGAAGCCCCUAAUCUCUGUUGAAAUAUCUUUUUGUUCAUGAAAAACAAGAUUAUCUUCUCAUCCAAAAAGAUGAAACCAACUGGGUUACUUUCAAAAAACCAAGUGAGCACCACAGACUGAUGAAUAGAAUCAAUAAGAACGUGAUUUUGGCCCUUUUAACUUUGACAAGUUCUGCGUUUCUAUUAUUUCAGUUGUACUACUACAAGCACUAUUUAUCAGCAAAGAAUGGAGCUGGUUUAUCAAAAUCCAAAGGAAGCCGAAUUGGAUUUGAUAGCAUACAGUGGCGUGCAGUUAAAAAGUUUAUUAUGCUAACAUCGAGCCAAAAUGUACCCGUGUUCCUUAUUGAUCCUUUGAUUCUGGAAUUGAUUAAUAAAAACUUGGAACAAGUAAAAAAUACUUCUCAUGGCUCCACUUCAGAAUGCAACUUUUUCUGUGUUCCAAGAGACUUUACUGCCUUUGCUCUACAGUAUCACCUGUGGAAGAAUGAGGAAGGCUGGUUUCGGAUAGCUGAAAACAUGGGAUUUCAGUGCCUGAAGAUCGAGAGCAAAGAUCCCCGGCUGGAUGGGAUAGACUCACUUUCUGGAACUGAAAUCCCCCUGCACUACAUCUGUAAACUGGCCACGCACGCCAUUCACGUGGUGGUCUUUCACGAGAGGAGUGGCAACUACCUCUGGCAUGGCCAUCUGCGCCUCAAAAGAAACAUCGACAAGAAGUUUGUUCCUUUUCGGAAGUUACAGUUUGGUCGUUAUCCAGGAGCUUUCGACAGGCCAGAAUUACAACAGAUUACUGUUGAUGGACUAGAAGUUCUCAUUCCAAAAGAUCCAGUGCACUUUCUAGAAGAAAUACCACACUCUAGGUUUAUUGAGUGUAGGUAUAGAGAAGCCCGGGCAUUCUUUCAGCAGUACCUUGAUGAUAGCACUGUGGAAGCUGUGACCUUUCGGAAGAGUGCAAAGGAAUUGUUGCAACUUGCAGCCAAAACAUUAAAGAAAUUGGGAGUACGGUUCUGGCUGAGCAGUGGGACUUGUCUAGGAUGGUAUCGGCAGUGCAGUAUUAUUCCUUAUAGUAAAGAUGUUGACCUAGGAAUUUUUAUACAAGAUUACCAAUCUAAUAUUAUUUCAGCAUUUCAGGAUGCAGGACUUCCACUCAAACACAAAUUCGGGAAGGUAGAAGACAGCUUGGAACUAUCUUUCCAGGGAAAAGAUGAUGUAAAACUUGACAUUUUUUUCUUCUAUGAAGAGACUGACCAUAUGUGGAAUGGAGGCACUCAGGCCAAAACAGGAAAAAAAUUUAAAUACCUGUUUCCCAGGUUUACACUGUGCUGGACUGAGUUUGUAGACAUGAAGGUCCAUGUGCCCUGUGAAACCAUCGAAUACAUUGAAGCCAACUAUGGGAAGACCUGGCAGAUUCCCGUGAAGACGUGGGACUGGAAGCGCUCCCCCCCCAAUGUGCAGCCCAACGGCGUCUGGCCAAUUUCCGAGUGGGAUGAGGUUAUCCAGUUAUACUGAGACAGUGGGUUGAAAUGGUAGAACUCCUCUCCUGAAAAACAGGCGGAUAACUGUUUAAAAAGAUAUAUACCUAUUUGUCAAACAGAAGUGGGAGCCAAAGAAAAACAAGUUUGAAAACUCAAAGUUCUAACUCCUAAGCCAGUGGUUGGCAAACUGCAGCUUGCGAGCCACGUGCAGCUCUUUGGUCCCUUGAGUGUGGCUCUUCCAUAAAAUACCACGUGCGGGCACGCAUGUACAGCGCGAUUGUAACUUCGUGGCCCAUGCGCAGAAGUCGGUAUUUUGUGGAAGAGCCACACUCAAGGGGCCAAAGAGCCGCAGUUUGCCAACCACUGUCCUAAGCCAUUUAAUUCUCUCAUUUAGAGUUUAUUGAGGAGUCUUCACAUGCCAGGUACAGUGCUAGGUUCCCGGGGAGAGUAGAGAUGAGUGAGACAGAUGCCUGCCUUUUCCCGCCUCCCUUUGGUAAGCACCCCAGUUUUCCUUUGAGUGAAACACCCUCACUCUUUGAAGAGCUCUGAGUGCUUUCAAAUGUUAGGUAAUGUUUGGCCUGGAAGAUGGGCUUGCCACAUGAGGUUAAGGACGGAGCUAAAAAGAGUGACCCAUUCCUGCUCUCAACAUUUAAGCUUAUAUGUGAGUGCUGUUUUUAAGGUUGUGGUUUCUGAGUUAAUAUUCAAGUGAUCAGAUUUCAGGUGGCAUCAAGACAAGAUGCCAGCAGAUUCAUUUGAUAAGCAUCCUGCUGUCGAAUUGAUUUAAAGCACAGGGCAGCAUCCAAUGAGAGGAGAGCGCAUUUCUAGCCUUGUCAAAGAUGCCUGCAUUUCCAUACACUUUCCAUUUUCAAAUUUGAAGUGAAGAGAAAGCUUAUGUGUGUGUAAUGCUUGCAUUUCUAGCCAUCGUGAGAAUAUUCACUGACUUCUCUUCCCAUAGCACUUGUUGACAAAGCGUGCAAGUGGGACCAUGCUAGCGGACACGAUGUUGAAAGGGUUGUCUUUUCACAAAACUUACUUUCCUUCCUUCAUUCUAAACCAUCUGUUAGGUAAAAAUAUGAGCUAAUCAUGGACAUUUAGUAUUUUCUGAUGUACAGUCCUUGUACUCCCAAUUUUAACACUAAAAUAUUCAUAGAAAUACCUCUGGUGUUUUAAAUGUUCUCUUCAGUGUAUUUGUUCAUUAAUUAUAGCUCCAUAGUUUUCACGUAUGGCCUAUAAAUGGAUUAAAUGGUGUGUAAGCCUACCUCUCUCUCUUCCAAAACUACACCAGGUCUCCAAAAUGAGGAUAAGUGGAAAACCUGGUAACUGCUCCCCACUCCAGAUCAUAGUGUUCACAAAGUUUAUAUCAGGUUUAGUGGUUCUGUCUGUUGAAUAUCAGUGGGGUAAGAACUCAGACUUCCCUACCUGAUCAAAUACCUCUCACUCUGAAAUCCUCGUUUUCCUGCGUGGGCUGGGAUGGCUCUGCCUUCCCCAUCUCUUCCUGAGUCACUUUAAUUAUAUAUUCUAAGUGAGAAGUAAAGGGAUGUGUAGGCACAAUAAACACCUUUACCUAUCUUCCUUUUGGUCCAGGAAGGGAAGCUAAAUGUUAGGGAAGCUAAAGGGAGCGACGCCUUUCCUCAGACUGCAGGCCAGGCUGUAAACCUGAAAUGUGACCCAAACAAGUCAACAUUCAAGUGAAAACCACCUUGCUCUUGAAUCUUCAAAGCAGAGGGGGCCUCAUGCCUCAUUCAUUCGAACCCCGUUAUUUUAUAGCUAAAUUGUAAAUCCAGAAAUGAGUGAUUUGAGCAAGAAACAACUGAGGCUCAAACCCGAGUGCCAUGACUUCGGCCCGUGCCUGUGUCAUUGCUCACAGCACAGUGUGUCUAACCUGGCUCGAGAUGCUUGACAGAGAACUCAUCCCCAGCUGGAUUCAAUUCAGGGUAUUUUCUCCCAUUCCCCAUUUACUAUCUUCCUGAUUAGAUAGAGCGCCCAAGGUGACAAAGAGGUCAAGAAGGACUGUUUCUUGUUCAAAAUUCUUAGGUUGACUUGAUACCUUUAUUGAAAAAUGUCUUAGCUUCAAAAGGUGAAAUGAAAUUGUUCAUUGGGCACAUCAGCCUCAGGUCAUGAUGCUUUUCACAUCCAGGAGUACCUACUCUCUGGAGCUCAAGAGGUGUCCGGUUGCCACCCUCUACUUCCCAGGAAGCAUCAGCACCAGUCUGCUAAGUGCCAGUAUCUGAAGCCUCUCCCCGUCCUCUUUAUUGCUAUUCUCUUAUGGAUGCAACUAGUUGAAACCAGACUGUGCUCAUUCCUUUUAUGCUUUGUGACCCCAAACCACUGUUUCUAGUCUUACAGGGCUACAAAUGGCAGCACAGCGAGGUGUGGACAGCAGGUGUUACAGAAAAGCAGAGGCUUAUAGAUUGGGGACCAGAAUAGUAUUUGGGAAACACACUUGGAAUGAAUUCCCACACUGGCCUGAAACCACCCAAUAUCACAAGCUUAAGGCUGCAAAUGUUCCUUUCCUCCCCCUAUUUUCACCUUCUGGGAAAUGAACAGGUCUUUUAUCCUCAAUGUUAUAAACCCCAGGGGAAAUUUCCUCUCAAAACCUACUCAGAGAAAGUGCCACAUUCCCACCUUCUAACACAUAAUCUCCUUUGAAACGGCUUUAAAGCAUAGAAAAACUCUAGUUUCUGACCCACCAAAUGCCUUUCUCUGAAGAAAUUUCCCGCAGCUAUUUCUUUUUCCUUUUCCUCUAUCAUUAAGGCCUGGGCUAAGUCACCUCUGACAUCUCACCAAGGGAAGGCAGUAUGUUGGCAUAAAAAGACAACAGGUUUUCAUUUAGGCCUGAGUUUGGAUCCCUGCUUCAUCACAUGAGAUUUAGGGUAGAGGACCUCUCAGCUUUAAUUUUCACAUGAGUGAAUUAGGGGAAUGAUAUGUAUUUCUAAGGGUUUUUAGUAAGGAAUAAAUGAAAUAUAAAAUGCUUAGCUUCAGGCCUAGGAUUAAGUAAGUUCUCAAGAAAUUUUUCAUUUUCUACUUCCAAGUCCUUUUCUAAUUAUUUCGAAAGGAGUAAAAGAAACUGGGUCAGGACACAAUUCUUACUCAGAAGGUUGCAUGACUCAAUUUGCUUUAGGAAAAGUUUUUCAUCAAGGAAUUAAAGAACAAAUUGUAUGUAUGGUUUGUGAAUUCAGAGACUUUACCAAGUUGCCUCCUUUUCUAAAACAAACUUGUAUUUUUAUUUUAUUGGUCAAGCUGUUUUCUCCUAGGGUCUCUUAUACUAUCUCAUAUGCUACCUAGUUCUUUAGUUUCAAGCAAUUCACUCUCUGUACCUCCCUAGAUUUGGUGCCUGCUCUACCCUGGACUUUUUUGUGUGUGGUUGUUGUUGUUUUCUCAGUAUUUCACCUUUUCCUAGAGGUAACCCCUCACCUCCUUGUUAGUAAAUCUCUGCCCAGCCAAAAUCAGAUAGAAGUCAUGAUUUGGAGAGGGAAAGAAUUUAGAAUACUUAGUUUCAUUUAGUUGUCUAUCCUGAUGAAUAAAUGAUUACAUCAGUAUUAAUAAAAGAUCAUUGAAAGUACUCAUGUCCACCUUCUUUCCCCAAGUUUGUGCUUCUGUCUCAACUAGACAAGAAUCAACAGGGUAUGUGAUGCUAUUUUAAGCUGCUCCCCAUCAGAGAGCAAUUCUCACUACAGUGCAUAAGUCAAACAGACCAGUUCAGUGGUGAUAGCUUUUGUAUAGGAACCAUUGCUAAAGUAGGCAAGCAUAAAUUUUCCUAAUCAGAAACCUCUGCUUCUAUAUUCUCAGAACUUGUAGCCUAGAAUGCCCCUCUUGCCAUCUCCCACUCCAACUCAGUGCAGAGAUUAUGUGAGAACACAUUAGCCAGCCAAGCAGCUAUAUACUGUGAGCAGCUCCCACAAGGAGGUUAAAAGGGAGCAUUAGGAGAAGUACUGUAUUUUAUUCUAUAAAACAGUUAUGCUGUCUCAUGUACCAUAUUAAAAAAAAUUACAAGAUUUUGUAGCCUUCUUAUGACUCAGAGUGUGGGGAAUAUUUCUUGUGCCCAUUAAAUAAAAGUCAUAUGUAGCUCUUUGUCCCUUCUUCAUAAUCAGAAAAAUAUGUAUGUGAAUUUUCUAAACAAAGUGAUGUUUUAAACAUGAGUAAAUUUUAGUGUAUGCUUACCAGUUUACUUCAGGUACAAAUAAUUUGUGGUACUACUGAAAAUACCUUUACUAUUACUCCUUUGAUCAGAAUUUAUAAUAUACAAUCCAGUUUGUGAUGAUGAAUAAAAUUUUUCUAAUCUCUUGAAA